Magallana angulata is the source of this 2227-nucleotide messenger RNA. RefSeq lists its product as uncharacterized. The transcript is spliced from 13 exons. The coding region runs from base 1 to 2166 and encodes 721 amino acids. NCBI's taxonomy places the organism in Eukaryota, Metazoa, Mollusca, Bivalvia, Ostreida, Ostreidae. The record is from RefSeq and is a predicted model, not a curated record.
AUGAACCUGCUAGUAGUGAUAUAUCUUCUCAUUCCUCUUGCGUUGUGUCAAGACAAAUUAGACAAUCUGGCCUACAAAAAACUAACAUGGCAAACGUCCCAGAUAUAUUCCUCAGAAAAGGCAGUGGAUGGAUUGUACACAGACCGAUCGCCGGCUGGAAACCAGUGCGCCAUAUCCAAACCUUCCCCAACUAACGUCACAUGGUUGGUUGACCUCGGGGACCAAACCCUGUUUGAAAGCAGAUUCAGAAAUUUUUCUCUGUAUCUGUCAAACACAACCAUCAGAGAAGACGGGUUUAUGUGUUUUCACGAAAACGGAGAAGUAAACGGUUCCAACCUAAUACUGACAGUAGGUUGUGAAGGAACUGGACAAUUUGUGAUCUACCACAACAGCAGGGAAAGUAAAUCUCCAGGAGACGGGUUUUCAGAGGAAGCUUAUAUUGAGCUUUGCGAGGUUCAAGUGAUCGGUUGCCCCCUCAGUUUCUGGGGACAUGGCUGUUCCAAACAAUGUCCUAAAAACUGUCUUGAACACUGUAGAUAUUCCACAGGUGAAUGCAUUGGAAUCUGUUCACAAGGUUUUACCGGAAAAUCAUGUGAAAAUUAUGAACGAGUAAAUAUGGCUCUACAUCGCCCAACCUUUCAGUUGAAUACAGUUUCUGAAAGACACCCAAGUUCCAGACUUGUUGACGGUAAACAGAGUGAACUACAUAUAAACAACAACCAGUGUUCCUCAACAUGUAAUUACCAGUGUUAUGCUAUGUGGAGAGUGGAUUUACAGAACACCCGACGGAUUGAACGUAUUGUUGUUUACUCGAGAACGGAUAACGUGGAAUGGGGCGAAGAUAACGAUUUUGCACGAAAAUUGCUCGGAUUUUCUAUCAUCGUGUCCAACACCACCGAUCUCCGAGAUGGCGUUGUUUGUUAUGAUAAUACGGAUUACAACAUCAGUACAACUCCGUCGGUGGUGGAUAUAUUCUGUUCCGUCGUUGGACGUUAUGUUAUAUAUUACAAUGAACGACUACCAGGAGUCACAUACCCGGAACUCUACAGUCAGUACGCCUUUGCUGAUCUCUGUGAAGUGGAGGUUUACGGCUGUCCCGUUCCUGGGUAUGGACAUGAAGACUCUGCUUGCACAAUUCCUUGUUCUCAGAUGUGCAAAAACUAUCUGGAAAAUUUGAGCUACAUGAAACAAACUUGGCUGUCUUCGCCAUUUGACGGAAGUAGCGACAAGGCGGUUGAUGGUAGAUUCACCUCUCGAAGCAUAUCUGACCAACAAUGCACAAUAUCUCAGCCAAAUGCAACAAUCACGUGGUGGGUUAACCUUGGAAAAGUUUACAUGAUCGACCACAUCGUAAUGUAUUUUCGGACUGAAAACCUCGAAUGGGGUAUCAACAAUGGUUAUACGGCAGCCUUUCUUGGGUUUUCGCUUUACAUUUCGAACACCACCGAGAAGGAAGACGGAAUCCUAUGUCACCACGAUACAACAUACACAAGACAAACCAUUCCUGAUCACGUGUCUAUUGAGUGUCCCUACCAUGGACAAUACGUCAUCUUCUACAAUGAGCGACUACCUGGAGUCACCUAUCCUUCCGGUUAUUCUUCCAAGGCUUAUGGCGACCUCUGUGAAGUAGAGGUAUAUGGUUGUCCCAGUCCUGUGGCGGACAUUUCCCAGUGUUCAAAUCCAUGCCCUGAGAAUUGCGAGGAAUGCUUUCCUGGAACAGGAUAUUGCAUUAGAUGCAAGCGUGGAUUUGAAGGCAUUGCCUGUGAAAUGGUUUGCCAGGCGAUGAUAAAAAAAUAUAGCAUAGAAAGACACAACAAUUAUACCGGAUCAUUGGAGGAUCUACACACUUCUAAGGGGGUGACAUUUUUCGGUGAUUACAGAGUAAGCAUCGAUAUGUUCUUGACAGAGGAGUCUAAAAACGUUGCUAGUAUAUCCUUUACUGUACACAAGACAAGCGAUGUCAUGGUCACUACUGUAGAAGGUCGUGACUUCAGAGGACUGGCGUUCAACAGGGUAACCAAAGAAAAAGAGCACUGGGAUAUGACAGUACCUACUAGCAUAUUUUCCACCGCUUAUCUUGUUAGUAUUGGACCGUUAGCUAGGCCUAGCUUCACUCUUUCCAACCUGAGACUUCCUCUUCGAAAAUGCUACAAAAACACAAGAUAGACAACAACGCUUAAACAACCUUACAUGGAGAAAGGACCAAGACAAGGACUUUUACGCCUAU